Molecule: messenger RNA, 1937 nt
Organism: Neodiprion fabricii
Lineage: Eukaryota; Metazoa; Arthropoda; Insecta; Hymenoptera; Diprionidae
Product: neither inactivation nor afterpotential protein G-like
Exons: 8
Coding region: 91-1860 (589 amino acids)
Molecular function (GO): flavin adenine dinucleotide binding; oxidoreductase activity, acting on CH-OH group of donors
Source: RefSeq, a predicted model, not a curated record
AUCAUUAAGACGAAACAAAAAGAAUCUUGAUAACAUUGUGAAGAGGCAGAGCUGUUGAUUCGAGUUGAAAGUUUAUCGAUAAUUACGUGAAUGAUGAUGUGGAAUAUUUUCAUAUUUCCCAUUGUUUGUUUAACGCUGUCCAUACUUUACAAUUAUUACUAUGGUACGCCAAUUAACAUAGUUGAAAAUCCAGCGAACAAUUACGACUACAUAAUCGUCGGGGCUGGAACGGCAGGGUGCGUUAUUGCAUCACAACUAUCGAAAUCGGGGAAUGCAUCGGUUCUUCUUAUAGAAGCCGGUGGAUACUUCAAAUGGUUCUCAUCCGUUCCUUUGGCAGCUCCGCUGCUACAAGGAACCGAGGCAAAUUGGGCUUACCAAACAGAGCCUCAAACGUUUUCAUCGAUAGGCCUUCGCGAUCAAAAGCAAUUUGUGCCCAGAGGCAAGGGAUUGGGAGGUAGUGGCCAAAUGAACUAUCUGCUUCACUCCUUUGGAAUACCCGAAGACUAUGCCAAUUGGCCAGUUGGAUGGUCUUACGCUGAUCUCUUGCCGUAUUUUAAACGUACAGAGGAUGCAAUGGUUGUUACUACAGUCUCAGUGAAAGAAGAAUUAGCUCGAGCCUUUCAUAACGCAGGAAUCGAAAUUGCUCGGGAAAAUACUAGUCUUAUUUUAGCGAGACACACCCUGAAAAACGGUGCCAGAUGGAGCAGUUAUAACGCUUACUUAAAUAAAGCGUGGGACCGAGAGAACUUGCACAUAUUAAUAAAUACAUUCGUCACUAAGAUAAUUUUUGACAAACUUACGGCACGAGCCGUUCAAAUUCAACAUCAAAACGGCACAAUGGAUCGAAUAAAGGCUAACAGAGAAAUAAUUCUGUGCGGAGGUGCUUUCAACACUCCGCAAUUACUAUUACUAUCCGGCAUCGGACCGGCUAAUGAGCUUAAGAAAUAUCGCAUCCCCGUUGUGAGUCACCUCGAAAAAGUUGGAGAGAACCUGUUUGAUCACCUGAAUGUCCCGAUUUACAUCGGUCUCAAAACACCUGUAAGCGUCACUUUGAACAAGUUGAUGUCACUGAGUGAAAUCUUCAAGUACUACGCUUUUGGCAGUGGACUUUUGGCAUCGACCGCGAUUUUGGGCACAGGAAUAACAGGCCACAGUGGAAUUGUUUUUUUUGGCAUGGGAUCAGCGGACGAGAGUUUGCUCAAAGACAUCGCCAAUUAUCAUACUACGGUAAAAACAAGCACUGAUUUCGGACGAAUGUUUGCUUUUCAUCCGACAUUCGAACAAACACAAAGCGUAAUAUCCUUUUGCGGAAUCCAGACUUUCAGGGCGAUUUUCCCAUCGUACGCCAAUUCCAAACAGGAAGGUUUCAUCUACUUGGCAAAUUGCUUACAACCGAAGAGUCGUGGAAGGGUUACUUUGGGUUCAUCUCAUUUCUCAGAUCCACCAAUAAUCGAUCCCAGAUAUCUUCAGAACGAUUACGACAUCGCGUGCACGCACAAAGCGAUCAAUCUGGCCAUGGACACACUGAGGACACGCCAAUUCAUGGAGUUGGGUGUGACGCCUCACAUUCCUAAUUUGGAUGAGUGCAACCAUUUAAAACCGGAUUACUCAAACCUGGAAUUUACGAAGUGCUUAACGAGAACCGCAGGUCUAACCAGUCAUCAUUUUGGUGGGACUUGUCAGAUGGGUAAUAGACACGACAAUCGUGCAGUGGUGGACGAACAUCUGAGGGUGAUUGGAGUCAACGGGGUAAGAAUCGUAGAUGCAAGUAUUUUGCCAUCCCCUAUCUCAGGUAUGCCAAACUCAGUGAUUAUCGCGAUGGCAGAACGAGCCGCUGACAUUAUCAUGAAAAUAAAAUAAGAAAUAAACCCACUUUUCUAUGAUGGUUUAAAACCUUCUGACGUUACAAAUUUUAUUAAUAAAUGAAUUUAUUCGUA